Molecule: messenger RNA, 1663 nt
Organism: Paramecium pentaurelia
Lineage: Eukaryota; Ciliophora; Oligohymenophorea; Peniculida; Parameciidae
Source: the annotation of a GenBank genome assembly
AUGAGUUAACAUAUAGCUAAUCAAUAUUUUUAACAUCCCUUAAAAAACGAGCCAAACAGAAGAAUUAAAACACUUUAUUCCAUGAAUGAUUCUAAUUCAUGUAGAAUUAGGAAAGUGAUCAUUCCUAAAAAUAUCAGCAUCGAUAAAGAAACCCUUUAUGAGCAAUUACAUUUAGAAAAACUAAAAACUAAACAAUUACAAAUAGAAAAUUAAUCUAUAUAAAAUAUACUAUAAUAAUUUGGAAAAGAAAUAGAUAUGAUGGAUGAAAGUGACCAAAGAAAAGUUAUCUAAUAAAGUUUAAUAAGGAUUAAAUAAAAGGAUCAAGAAAUAUAAAUACUAAAAGAAAAUGCUUAAUUCAAAGCCUAAUAGGAUUUGAGAAAGUAGAUAUAAGACUUAAAAAAAGAGCUAUUAAAAUAUUAGAUUCUUUAGAAGUUUGAAGGUGACUAAAAUUAGAUAGUUCAAGAUAAUAUAAAUUUAUUGAAUAAGAUUGAAACAUAAAAAUAAUAUAUUAAUGAGUUAGAGAAGAUUAGAGCUGAUUAUAUUUAAGUUAAAGCUAAGAAUAAUCAAUUAUAAUAAGUUAUGAAAUUAAAAGAUUAAUAAAUAUAGAGAUAUAGAGAUAGAGAUCCAUUAUCAGAAAUGAAUAUGAUGAAACAUCAUAGUAAGAAUGAAAAUAUUUUGGUUGAUGAAUUAUAAAUGAGAAUGGAUGAAAUAUAGCAUUUAUAAACAAGACUUAAUUAAUAUUAAUAAAUUAUUUAAGAAAACUAAAACGCAUUAAUCGAAUUAAAUUAUGAUUCUAAAUAGAAAAUUUUACAUUUAGAAGCAGAAAAAAAAUAAAUUAAUGAUAAAUAUGAUAAACUUUAAAUGGAUUAUAAUAUAUUAUUGGAAAAAUAAAAAUAAAUUGAUAAGUAAUUUAAAUAUAUUAAUAUAGAUUUCUUUAAUAAUUUGCUAAGAAGAAAUUAUCAACAUAAACUUUAAUUUAUGGAGAGGAUUAACUUUUUUAAUCCACUACUUAAGUUCUUAUAUCUCCAUUGACAUCUCCUCAUCAUGGAGACAAUGUUGUUGUUAAGUAAGUCAAAAAAUAAUAAAUUGAAUAAACUAUAUUAGAAUUGAAAUUGUCUUUAAGAAAAAAAAGAAUCACUCUCUAAGAUGCAGAAUUAGUAAAUAAUUUAAAAUUAAAUUUAGAUCUUAUUUUCAUAAGAAGAUGAAAUUGCAAUUAAUGAUUUAGAAAAACAAUUGAGAUUAGAUCCCUUUAACCUUAAAAAUACUACUUUACUUGCUAGAUACAUGAUUGAAGAUUAUUCUGAUAAGUAUAUAUUGUAAAUUUAUAUAAAGAGAUUUUGUCUAUGAUCCUGAUUUAAAAGCACCUUAAGCAAAAGUAAAAAGUGUUUUUAGAAAUCUUAUGCAAAAUUAUAAGUUAAAUUUUGAUUAAAAUGUAUAAGAUCUAGUCGAAACUUGCAUCAAAUAGAAUCUCAUAGAUUUUUGUGUUAAAAAAUAAUUGAAUAAUCUCAAUUUAGAUAAUAUUAAUGAAUGCAUGGUAUCAUAAGAUAUUCAAUGGAAUACUAAACAUUCAGAUUACCUUCAAUAAAUGUAUUACAAUAAAUACAAUAAGUAUUUAAAUUUCGAACUUAACAAUCUAUUAAAAUUAUUUGAUAUAACAUAAUGA